CGAGGCAAAUCUGUCAGUGAAAAAACAGCAGGCAGACAAAACAGGCCUUUUGCAAUAUUCAAAUACAAUCGAGGGAAAACACAGAUUGAAAAGCAAUGACUCUUGCUGAAAAGAUAAGACUAUGCUGUAGACUACCAAAAUAUUUGAUCAACUCCCAAACAUUGUUUUACAAAACAGAGAGAGGGAGAGAUAGGCUUUUGACACGAGCGCAUCGACAAUCUCCAGCGAGUGAGCUGCGCAUCAUUGGGAUUACUUCCACGUGCAACUGUCAGACGACAAGCAGGUGAGGCACUUCCUGGAGCUGAGCUAUGCUGGUGCCAUCCUUCGGGACAGCUGGGUCCUGACAGACGUUGGCAUCACCCCUAGCAGUGCCAUCUGCUGCCUGCUGAAGGUACCAGCCGAACACCUAGCUGUUUCUACCCGUGCUUGAAAAUGCAUAUCAAACGGGAGCCGGUGGUGCGUGUGUUCAGUGCCGUGACGGGGGAGACCCUCUCAGUCUUGGGCACUGUGUUUCUCCUGAGUACGUCUGUGGCCAGGCUCAUGACCCUGGUGUCCCAGCAGUGUGGGCUUCCCGUCAGCUCCUUCAGACUGAGCUCUCCCACCAGCCUGCAACUCUACGACUGCAACUGGCUGCACGACUACGCCAUUGACCUGGGUAUGGCCUUCCUUGUGCAGUAGAUCAAUGGUCCUCUGGCUCAACACCUUAUGGAUGUAACAUAGAGACAAAUGGACUGUAUGGAACACAUUCUUGGUUCAUGGAAACCAGGAGGACAACCUGCAUGUGUCUCUGUCUCCCAGGGGCUACUCUACGGUUGGACACCUGGGAUGGGUGGGCGGAGUCCCUCAGAGGCUGCUUCCUGGGACACAGACUGACCGUCCAACGACACCUGUCUAGGGAGAGA
This is a messenger RNA of Oncorhynchus mykiss (rainbow trout), 902 nucleotides long. Lineage: Eukaryota; Metazoa; Chordata; Actinopteri; Salmoniformes; Salmonidae. The record is from RefSeq and is a predicted model, not a curated record.